Molecule: messenger RNA, 2879 nt
Organism: Xylaria bambusicola
Lineage: Eukaryota; Fungi; Ascomycota; Sordariomycetes; Xylariales; Xylariaceae
Product: kelch domain-containing protein
Exons: 3
Coding region: 491-2758 (755 amino acids)
Molecular function (GO): protein binding
Source: RefSeq, a predicted model, not a curated record
AGAUUCAAACUCUUUAGGAGUCUGGCCCACCUUUAACGAGGUCCUUAGGUACCCAUUACCUUUCCCUUCCAAGGUUCUGGCUGUAACCUAAAGUACGUAGUACUGCGUAAUCGUGUCUCAUUACCUACCACCAGCAAGUCGCCGCCAAUCAACCUGCAAUUUCAACCCCCCCCGACUUGCUUUUUGCUGCAGAACCAAACCUGCGUCGAUCUUCAGACCUAAAAUCCAUCCAGCCAAGACAAGCUCCCGCCUGCUGUCGUCGAUCGCCAUAGCCUGCGCCUUUCUAUUCGGCUGACUGGCCGAGUGCCUACCCUUUCUUUCCAACAAGAGACACUCUCUAGUGCCCGACUCAGAUCCCAUCCCAAUACCAGUCAGUAUCCGGGGCUGUUCGUUUUCGCUACAGUCACGAAUCACAUGUGAUGGUGACAUAAUAACUAGCUAGUAUCGCGACUGUAACUCGCCCUCAAACCGCCUGUUCCCACACGACGACAUGGCACAUCCCUCGACACCAUCCAUUUCUUCCCAGUCUCUCUUCGGAGGCCCUGCUGCCGCCUAUCAAUAUUCUUCCUCCGGCACCGCUUCUGCGCCCUCUCUCACGCCCUCGACUUCGAAUGCACCGACCCCUGUGUCCGCUGCCUCCUCUGGAAACACAUUUGUCAUGCCUAAUACUCCUUUGAAGAAUAGGCCCAUGGCCGAUGGUUACCGACCCAAAGUCACACGAACCCUUGGUCAAAGACCGGCCUGCCUCGUCAACGCCUCGGUAACAUACUGCGGCAACAAUCAGAUUUACGCAUUUGGGGGUUUCGAUCAGUACACCGACGAAGUAUAUAACCAUGUGCUCAAGCUGGAUCUUGUGAGCCAUCAAUGGAGCCUAGUGGACAAUUACGGCGACAUUCCUGGCGUUAGAAUGGGACACACCGCGACGCUUUACCAAGGCGACAAGCUCUUGGUCUUUGGUGGUGAAAAUGAACACCGCACAUAUCUUUCCGACCUCAUCGUCUUCGAUCUGAAGACCGCACAUUGGACACAACCUCAGGUCACGGGCCCUUUGCCUAAGGGCAGAGCGAGACACGCAGCUGUCCUCCACGAGGACAAACUGUUUAUCAUUGGUGGGAUCACCGGGCAUGAUAAUUAUGUCCUGGACGAUAUCUGUUAUUUGGACUUGAAGACAUACACUUGGUCUAGAUCUUGGCGUUUUGUCGGGCGGUUCGAUCACUCAGCGUAUAUAUGGGCCGAUCGAGUCUGGGUUUUCGGUGGUCUAAGCGAGGAUAUGGAUAAAGUUAGUGAAUUGUGGUGGCUUGAUCUUAAGGGGAGCCCUGCUUUCGACUCACCACCUCACAUGGGCUCAACCUCCGAUAAACAUGCAGCGAUGGGUCGUACAGUUGACCCAUCUCGUCCCGUUUAUUCCAUUGGCCCACCUGCUGUUGUAGGAGCCUCGGGCUAUGCUGCCAAUUCGCGAACGGCCCAGGUAAAUACGCCGUCAUUCCAACUCAAAGCAUACGCUCCCAUGGCACCAGGCGCAGUGUCGUCUCUAAAGUUUGUAUCUGGUGUCAAUGUGCCCUCCCAGGUGCCCGGAACGCACUUCCAUAUCUACUCCUCAGGCACUUUGCUUGAUUUUGUAACGCCAGCUGCUACAAUUACUUCGAAGGAGUGCUCCUUGUCUGCUUUGGAUCUGGCAUCUUUGCGAUGGCAAAAACUGGCAGAAGGCCGCGAAAUAUUCAAGUCAGGCUUCCGCUGGCAUUACUGUACCAUGAACGAGGACGGCACAAAAGCGUGGCUACUGGGUUGUCCAACUGAUCCAACAAACGACAUCGGCCCAAAUGGGUUUGAAGAGUAUUUGAGUGACAUCAUGGAGGUAGAUUUACGACGUUAUGGCUUUCUUGGAAACAAUUUUGUCUCAGAACCCCGGUCCGAGCUCUCACGCCCCACCUCUCAUACUCGCGUACAGGAGCAGCCAUCGAAAGGCCUCGGUCUUGAUCUUGCCAGACUCUUCAAUCAACCCCCAGAGACAGGCAGUGGAACCGAUUUCAUUGUAACCGCACUUGCUAGCGAUUUCGAAGAUGAUGAUAUGAUGAGUUCAGGCGUCAUUCGUGCUGGGGAGGUACCAGAUGAUCAAAAUUGGCUUGCACCAGAUGCUCCCACAUCUCCCCCUAUCCAUGUGCACAAGCUCAUUCUCCAAGCACGGUGGCCGCAUUUUGCACGACUUUAUAACUCUCAGAUGGCCGAGUUUCACACAAAAAAGAUGCAUAUUCCCGAACCUUACUCUGUUGUCAAGCUAUUCCUUUCCUACUUAUAUACGGAUAGCAUUCAUGCUAGCGAUGGAGUUGCGGACCUAUCUGACGUGGCUGGAUUACUUGUGAUGUCAAACAUUUACAAUAUUCCCCAUCUGAGACUUCUCUGCGUGAAUCGGUUGUCGAAGGAACUUGAUGUCGAUCAUGCCUGCAUCAUCUGGUAUUGUGCUUGCCAGGCGAACGAGGAGUGGCUCAGCAAACGAGCCGCGAAUUUCUGCUUGACCCAUUGGGGUCGCAUUGUCCGCACUCAUGGCUUCUUACGACUUCCCCGUACAGCCUUGGUCGAACUUUCACAGGAAAUCGACAUGGAAGGCAGAGUCAUUGCGGGGGAAGAACUUGAUUACGUCGACAGCUACCGUAGCCGAAACGAUAACUGGGUCACUCGGAAAGACAGCGUUGGCAGUGAUCGUACACAAGCGCUGCCUUCCGACAUGGACAACGAUUCUGAAGGCAUGGAUAUAGCCUAAACACUCACAAUGACGACGUAACGAUAGGGAGGGACAAACUGGAAUUAAUAUCGACUCGUGCCCGCCUUCGCAAAUACUCUCGCACGCGUCUUACGACUAGCAAUGAUAGGCGGCUUUUCUC